Symbiodinium sp. CCMP2592 is the source of this 1848-nucleotide messenger RNA. The record is from the annotation of a GenBank genome assembly. NCBI's taxonomy places the organism in Eukaryota, Dinophyceae, Suessiales, Symbiodiniaceae.
AUGGCGGCCAGACACGUUUGCCUGUUCGCUGUGCUGGCGGUGGUGACCUACAUUCUCGCUGACCGCUAUGCCGUGUCGGACAUCAUCCCCUUCACGAUCAGGCUCACCCAGCUGGGCGCGCCCAAUAUGGGCGCGCGGCAAGAUGUGGGCAUAUCGACAGCACCGGCAGCGACAACAACGUCUCGGCCGGAAGGGGCGCUGUUCACGAAUGCCCCACGGCAGGUGGAGCCCCCAGAGACCACCUAUGUCGUCGCAGCGAGCGAUACGAGUGCGAGGCUCGCGAGCCUCUUUCAAGUCUGCGGUCUCUGCCCGGGCGGCAAAAAAAUCCGCCGCUUCGGCCCAGGUGGAUAUGCAAUCUGCGAGGAACUGCUGGAUUCGAGCUUGGUUCGUCUUGCAGGUGCCGAUGCCUGGAACAAGCUUGGCGCCAACCUCACUGUCCUGCGCCCGGACGUGAAAAUUCAAGUGAUGACCUGCGAACCUGCAUCCGUUGUCCCUCCGAAGGAGGUGCAACACGGUGAGGUGCUGCAUGCUACGCGUUCAUGCACGAUUGAGCAAGCCUGGUCACCCUAUCCUGUCGUUUUGGGAAAGGUACAGGUGUUUAACAAUAUCGGCGUGGCGAACCUUGGGCAAUUUGUCUGGAAGCACCUCUUGGACACUCCCGAAGCCUGGACACACUAUCGAAUGCUGAUACUGGAGCUUCCCUGGUUGGAAGAGCAGACGAACCACCUUCUAUACCUGCAGGCAAUGGAGAUGCUUUUGAAGGAGUUCCUUCUAGUUCAUGUGGAUGUGUCGACAUGCCACGGACGGUGGCAGAUCCGGUCGACAGAGGUCGGAAUGCCAAGGGUGGUGCAGGCGACUUUCGUUCGUAAAGAUCUGGCAGUUGCACAAACAUGCACGACCCAGCUGCUCACUGACUCUGGCAUUUGGGACUGCCCGGGCAUACCGAGGACUCUCCCAGCACCCUUCGGAUUGCUUGGGGCUCCCGGCCUGGGGGAGCCCUUGGGGCUCUUUCACGUCUAUGGGUCGCCCAUCGCUGUCCACGCAAGAAGCACGGUGGUCAACAGGAAGAUCACUCUGGAUCUGCUGAAGCGAUUUCGGCUCUGCCAUACGUGUCCAGAAGGCGAUGGUGAUUUUGUCCGCGUCGGUGGGGGCCGGGAUGGUGGGUAUUUGCUUUGCGGCAGCGCUGCGCGAAACCUUACUCUGGCGAUCUCCAUAGGCAUCCGGGGACUGGACCCGUUCGGGGCAGCCUUGUCUGAAGAAUUCGGGCCGAGGGUGGAAGGUUUCGACUGCACCGGAAACCCAUAUGCUUGCCCGCCGAGCUACAGCAGAUGUCGCUUCCACUUCAAUCCACUCUGCGUGGGUAAACCUUUCGAUGGCAUGCCUGCAAGCCAGUUCUUGAUGCUGCCCGAAAUCCUGGAUCUCUAUGCAAAACCGUCGGACGAGAUGCUUCUGAAGAUCGACUGUGAGGGCUGUGAGUGGAGCGUGCUGCCCCAGAUAGAGCCACGUGUCCUCCGACGGUUUCGCAUGAUCAUCAUGGAGGCACACUGGCUGGAGAAGCAGGACAAGCAUCCUGUCUAUGCAAAGGCCAUGGACGUUAUCCUGGAGCAUUUUGAUCUGGUUCACAGCCACGCCUGCAACCGCUACGAUGUUCUGCUGGUGAAUGGAACUGACUUCCAGCUGCCUCGAGUGUUGGAGGUGACCUUUCUUCGCAAGGACCUCACUGCUUCUGCCAGCUGCAGGAACUCGAAGUACCGUGAUGGUCUCGACAAGCCAAUCGCCAAUGUGCGCGAGCUCGACGCGACUGCUUUCCGACUGCCCCCAGCCGACUCCGAGACAGACGUCAGAUGA